Molecule: messenger RNA, 9588 nt
Organism: Hypanus sabinus (Atlantic stingray)
Lineage: Eukaryota; Metazoa; Chordata; Chondrichthyes; Myliobatiformes; Dasyatidae
Gene: adcy5
Product: adenylate cyclase 5
Exons: 21
Coding region: 1372-4920 (1182 amino acids)
Biological process (GO): cAMP biosynthetic process; adenylate cyclase-activating G protein-coupled receptor signaling pathway; intracellular signal transduction
Cellular component (GO): plasma membrane
Molecular function (GO): adenylate cyclase activity
Source: RefSeq, a predicted model, not a curated record
AAGCGGUAGACCAAUGAGAGCGGAGAGGAGGCGGACUCUCUCCUGUAGCCAGGCGGGGGCAUUUGGCCCUCGAUCAAGUUUGGUUGGCAGGCAGCAGAAAGCGGGUGCGCAGACCCGACUGCCAGUGUCCAUUGCAACUAAAAUGUAGACACCACUGGCUCAGUUCAAUAGAUUUAUCUUUCCCUCUUAUUUUGGCAAAAUAAGUGCUUUAAUUCUUUCGCUGCUUUUCCUCUCCACGGAUCACUGGACCCGUGCAAAGCCCCUGAAAAAAUCAAUUUUGAACCAUUCCGGAGAAAAGGAGACGGACUGUAUUUGAUGCCUGGAAAUACUGCUGUCUACAUUUCGUUACGAACUAGAGGAUUGCUUUGAAUCAGCAAACGGACAACAACGACAAAAAAUAAAAGUAACAUCUGCCACUCACAAUGUGAGUCUACUGUUUUAUAUACACGCCGCAGCGAUGUGUUAAUGCGUCUGCUGGUGAAUGUAGUCUUUCUUGUAAGUCGAGGCUGAUUCGGUGUCCGGCUUUGUUUGCUAUAGGGCCGCGGAAGAGGAGGGGAUGAGGCCGAGCUGAUCACCCUGUCUGUUGUGCAUCGAUGAAGCAUCUGACACUGCCUCAGAUCUGACACUGUCUUGGUUUCAUCGUAGAAGAGAUCACCACGUAUCGUCCGCCAGUUCUGCACGCUCCGCCCAGACAGGACGGACGAUCAAUGGUCAUUACUCUUCCCCCUUUCAGUUACAAGGAUGAAGAAUUUAAAGCAACAUAACUACUUCCCAGUAAGGAAAGGAAAAGGGUGAUAACCGAAAGAAACACAUAUAAAACAUUACUUCCAGGACUACAACAAAAAACUCUUAAGUUUCCUGGGAUCCGCGCCAUCGAGUCUGUGGAUCAUUUACUGUGGAAUUAACUCACGGAAUCGAACCUUCUUGGGACGGACUGCUGCUUUGUUUUAUGUUCCUGCAUUACAAGCUUUCAUUUUAACCAGUGCACAUUUGUCCGUUGUUGGACAAGGCGGAGAUGGAGCCGACCACCGGAAUCCUUUAUACCUAAAUUUCAGCAAGGAUCACCGGUGAGAAUAUUGCGAGAUUACUGUCCCAGUAUAAAAAAAAGGAGCGGCGUUGCAAACGAGAGAGAAAGGGCUGGAAUUUUGGGACUCGCGUUGGGGUAAAUGGAAUUGGAAGAGGAGAGGAUUUGAUACGGUGGGUGGACCAAGAAAGAGGCAAAAAAAAACGAAGCCACCUGAAAGUUUGUGUGGGGAGGGUGAUAAAGGGGAACGCGCUGGUGUGAGAAUGGUGAAGCAGUUCGUCUCGGCCUGAUCCAAGGAGGGGAAAAAAAGAGGGAGUUUUUGGCCGAGACAAAGGGUGCCCGAGACCAUGUCGAGGGCGAACAGUGUGAGCCCGCCCGGCGUUGGGGCGCAGCAGCUCACCGAGCACCGUGCGGCUUGGGCAGAGGGCAGCCCGGACUCCCGGGCCAACGGCGCGCCGACCUCGGGCCAGAGCCGCGACAAGCGCUGGAGGGAGGUGGGCGAUGCCGACGGCCCGGGGGGCUUCGCGGGAAAAAGCUGCAGGACGAGCCUGAGGUCCAAGCCGGCUUGGCAGGAGGAAGCGAGCAGGGAGAGGGCGGCGGCGGGUAGCCGCAGCAACGUGGUCCGCCUGGACGGUGAGGUGAGACCCAGGUCGGUGGAAGUGGGGCUGGAGGAGGGGGCCCGCUCCCGGCUGGCCGACGUGGACUCCUCGGCCUCGGAUGUGGACCUGUCCUUUGCCGACUGCGGCAACAGCCUCCUCCGCAUCCUCCAGUCCAAGAAAUUCCAAUCGGAAAAGCUGGAGAGACUGUACCAGCGCUACUUCUUUCGCCUCAACCAGAGUAGCCUGACCAUGCUGAUGGCCGUCCUCCUGCUCCUUUGCGCGGUCAUGCUGGUUUUCUACUGCGCCGCGGGCGGCCGCCAUCUGGCCUACCUGCUGGUGCUGGGCUCCUCCAUGCUCCUCAUCCUGCUUCUGAUCGUGCUGUGCAACCGUAACUCCUUCCACCAGGACCACAUGUGGGUCAUCUGCUACCUGGUGGUGGCCGUCAUGCUGGCUGUGCAAGUCGUGGGCGUGCUGCAGGUCGAGCCCCGCGCCGCCUCUGAGGGCGUCUGGUGGACCGUCUUUUUCAUCUACAUCAUCUACACACUACUCCCCAUCCGCAUGAGAGCGGCGGUGAUCAGCGGCAUCCUCCUCUCCGCUAUCCACCUGGGCAUCUCCUGGAGGAGGAACCAGGCCGACUCCUUCCUGUGGAAGCAGUUGGUCUCCAAUGUGCUGAUCUUCUCUUGUACCAACAUUGUUGGCGUCUGCACCCAUUACCCCGCUGAGGUGUCGCAGCGACAGGCAUUUCAGGAGACUCGAGAAUGCAUCCAAGCACGGCUGCACUCACAGAAGGAAAAUCAGCAACAGGAACGUCUCCUGUUGUCUGUGCUCCCACGCCACGUUGCCAUGGAAAUGAAGGCUGACAUUAACGCAAAGCAGGAGGUCAUGAUGUUUCACAAGAUUUAUAUACAGAAGCACGACAAUGUCAGCAUCCUCUUCGCAGACAUCGAGGGCUUCACCAGCCUGGCCUCGCAGUGCAUGGCUCAGGAGUUAGUCAUGACCCUCAAUGAACUUUUUGCCAGAUUUGACAAGCUUGCAGCAGAGAACCAUUGCCUACGUAUCAAGAUCCUAGGUGAUUGCUAUUACUGUGUGUCGGGCUUACCCGAAGCCCGGGCUGACCAUGCUCAUUGCUGUGUCGAAAUGGGAGUGGAUAUGAUUGAGGCCAUUUCGUUGGUGCGAGAGGUGACAGGAGUGAACGUGAAUAUGCGCGUUGGGAUUCACAGUGGCCGAGUGCACUGCGGGGUCCUGGGACUCCGCAAGUGGCAGUUCGAUGUCUGGUCAAAUGACGUCACCUUGGCCAACCAAAUGGAAGCAGGAGGCAAGGCAGGGAGAAUCCACAUUACCAAAGCCACGCUAAACUACCUUAACGGGGAUUACGAAGUGGAGGCAGGUUACGGCGGUGACAGGAAUGCUUACCUGAAGGACCACAACAUCGAGACCUACCUCAUCAUGGGCUGCAGCCAGAAACGGAAGGAAGAGAAAGCAAUGAUAGCGAAACUGAACCGGACACGGUCUAACUCGAUAUCCAAUCUUGGCUCGCCAUGGAACGUGGAGCGUCAGUUCUACAACCACAUUUCCAAAGAGAUGAAGACUAUGGGCAUCGUGGACUACAUGGCCAAGGACAACAGAAGCAUUCAAGAAAACAUGAACCCGGAGGAGGAAGUGGAUGAGUUUCUGGGACGAGCAAUCGAUGCCAGAAGCAUAGAUCGGCUGCGUUCCGAGCACGUGCGGAAGUUCCUCCUAACCUUCAGGAAGCCGGAGCUAGAAAAGAAGUAUUCCAAGGAGGUGGAUGACCGAUUUGGUGCCUACGUGGCCUGUGCUUGCUUGGUCUUCCUCUUCAUCUGUUCUAUUCAGAUCAUCAUCAUUCCACACUCUGUGCUGAUGCUAAGCUUCUACCUGAUAUGUUUGAUCAUUCUGGCCAGUGUGCUUUUUGUCUCCACCAUCUACAGCUGUGUUAAGAUCUUCCCGGUCCCACUGCAGCUCCUGUCAAAGAAGAUCGUCCAGUCAAAGAUGAACAGCACCAUUGUUGGGGUCUUCACCAUCUCACUGGUCUUCCUGUCUGCCUUUGUCAACAUGUUUGUCUGCAACACCCAGGAUCUACAGAGCUGUGUCGCCAAAGAGUUCAACACUACCCUUAGUAACGUCAAUGCCUGUCACAUUGUCAAUUCAUUCUCAAACUACAGUCUGGACUUGGAAACAGUCGAAUGCGGUGGCAAACAACCCAGCUGUAACUUCCCUGAGUACUUCACCUACUGCGUACUGUUGAGCUUGCUGGCCUGCGCUGUCUUCCUACAGAUCAGCAGUAUCGGGAAGCUCUUCCUCAUGUUGACCAUUGAGCUGAUAUACAUCAUAAUGUUGGAGGUGCCUGGAGUCACCCUCUUUGACAAUGCGGACCUGCUGAUCAUUGCCAAUAGUCUCGUCCCCUCGAAUGAAACGUGGACUUGUUCACCACUAUUCUCAAAAGUCUCUCUGAAGAUCAUGACGCCAGUUAUAAUCACAGUGUUUGUCCUGGCUCUGUACCUUCACGCACAGCAAGUAGAGUCGACUGCCAGGCUGGACUUCCUGUGGAAGCUGCAGGCCACAGAAGAGAAGGAAGAAAUGGAAGAACUUCAGGCCUACAACAGACGCCUUCUACACAACAUCCUGCCCAAAGAUGUCGCUGCCCACUUCCUUGCUCGGGAGAGACGCAAUGACGAGCUGUACUACCAGAGCUGUGAAUGCGUGGCAGUGAUGUUUGCCUCCAUCAGCAACUUUUCUGAGUUCUACGUGGAGCUGGAGGCCAACAACGAAGGGGUCGAGUGUCUCCGGCUCCUGAAUGAGAUCAUUGCUGACUUUGAUGAGAUCAUCAGCGAAGACCAGUUCCGUCAGCUGGAGAAGAUUAAGACUAUAGGCAGUACAUAUAUGGCAGCAUCCGGUCUGAAUGAUUCUACUUAUGACAAAGUCGGCAAGACACACAUCAAAGCUCUGGCUGAUUAUGCCAUGAAGUUAAUGGACCAGAUGAAGUAUAUCAACGAGCAUUCAUUCAAUAACUUCCAGAUGAAAAUAGGACUCAACAUCGGGCCCGUGGUAGCUGGAGUCAUUGGAGCUCGCAAGCCUCAAUACGACAUCUGGGGAAAUACUGUCAAUGUAGCAAGUCGAAUGGACAGCACGGGAGUCCCAGACAGAAUUCAGGUGACUACAGAUAUGUACCAAGUCCUGUCAGCUGAAAGCUAUCGCUUGGAGUACCGGGGCCUGGUUAAGGUCAAAGGCAAGGGUGAGAUGUCCACGUAUUUCCUGAACGAGGGUCCGGACAGCAGUUAGCGACAACAAGCACGGUCAUAAAGAACUCUGGUCAUCAGAUGCUCAGAAAGCCGUUGCCAUUUUUGUGAUAAGGAGGGAUGGACUGAGGGCCAGCAGCUUUAAAACAACAGCUGAGCGAUGUUAUCAACCCUGACAAGACACCAGGUGGAGCACUUCUCAAAUACAUCCUUCACCCUCACCCAACCAACACAGAUACACAAAAUUAGCUAGGGUAUGUGGAGACCAGUCUGCCCCUCAAGCAUGAGUUCCAAAUCGUGAGUUCACUGCUGAUCUCUGUCGUCAUCUUCACCACCCUGCUUGAUUCCAUAUGAUGAAGGCAACAGGUCCAUGACCACUCUGGGUAGGGUGGAUUCCCAUUGGAGAAGACUCCCCUCCUUCUGUCAUAUAAGCUGAGAAAGUACACCGAAUACUAAGCCUUCUGGUAACUUAAUGUGGCAAGAACAACACAUACUCACAGACACAAUCCCACACACCUACACUCACACACAGAGGCAUCAACACAGAUUUGUAUACUUAAUGCUGGAAUCAGGAACAACGAACAGUCUGCUGGAGGAACUCAGUGAGCUGAGCAGCAUCUGUGGGGGGAGAGAAAUUGUUGCUGUUUUGGGUCUGAAGCCAGCAUCAGGGCAUCACUAAGGUAGACAAAGAUUCUUAAAGAGAAACAGUAAGGAAACAGGCCCUUAAGCCCAUUGGGUCAGUGCUGACCACUAACCUCAUAAGACAUAGGAGCAGAAUGAGGACAUUGGGUCAGCUCCACCAUUCAGUCAAUCGUGGCUAUUUUUCUCAACCCCAUUCUCACAUCUUCUCCCCAUAACCCUUAACCCCCUUACCAAUCAGGAACCUAUCAAUCUCUACCUUAAAGACAGCCAAUUACUUGACCUCCACAGUUCUCAUUGACAAUGAAUUGCACAGAUUCACCACCGUCUGAAGAAAUUCCUCCUCAUCUCUGUGUAAAAGAGGCAUUGCUUUAUUCUAAGGCUGUGCUUCCUAUGCAUCCUCUCUGCGUCUAUUCUAUCCUGGACUUUCAAUAUCCAUUAGGUUUUAAUAUCACCCCCACCACUGAACUCUACCUGCUGGGAGAAAAAGUUGUUGAUGUUACAGGUCAAAAGUGCACCAGGACAGAGUAGGAAGGGAAGAUGAUCAUUAUCUCCUACCUUACAUUCAGUUUCAUGCUCUGAUAACCCUUUGUGUUCCUGCUUAUUUCUCUCCAUCAGCUGUCUUCAGACUUCACCCUCCCCUGCUUGCUUGAUCUGCCUCUUGAUAAAAUGUUCUCUUUCUCUCUGCCUCCAUCUGCCAUUCUCUCAACUCCAGCCCACCCCUAACCAGACACAAUCUGCCUGUCAAUUUACACCCUUCUUCAGUCCACCAAACACCUGGAGCUCAAUACAUACAAAAGCUGGAUGAACUCAGCAGGUCAGGCAGCAUCCAUUGAAAUGAGCAGUCAACUUUUUGGGCUGACCAGUUGAGUUCAUCCAGCUUUUGUACGUGUUGAUUUGACCACAGCAUCUGCAGUGUACUUUGUGUGAACAUCUCGAGCUCUUGUUUCAACUCUCCCCCUCUCUGUACCACUGGUCUCAUCUCUCUGCUGAGUCAUUUACAUACAAAAGUUUUUUCAAUGAAAGGUGAAAUAUUAAAGGGGAAGCUGAGGAAGAACAUCUUCACUCAGAGGAUGGUGUGAGUGUGGAGCGAGCUGCCAGUGGAAGUGGUGGAUAUGUUUUUGUUUGCAACAUUUAAGAGAAGUUUGGAUAAGAACAUGGAUGUUUGGGGUACUGAGGGCUACGGUCCAGGUGUGGGUUGAUAAGACUAGGCAGAAUAACAAUCCACCACAAGCUAGAUGGGCUGAAGGCCUGUUUCUGUAGCAUUCUAUGACUUUAUGACAAUAUCACAACAAAGGCCUAUAUACAAUAUUUAAACUACAUAAAUCACACUAAUUAGAAUACUGACAUAAAUAUCUACAUCACGCUGUGGCCCACUCCGCUCUCAGUCUUGAUGCAGGUUUUGACUGAAAUGUCGAUAAUUUCUUCCUCCACAGAUGCUGCUUAACCCACUGAAUUUGCUCCAUCAGAUUUUAUGAAUAUAUAUAAUGGUUAUACCCACACAAAGAUCAACUAGCACCUAUACACACAGAUGCAGAUGCAUAUACACGAAUACAGAUGAUUCCCUCACAAGACAUAGGCUAGGCAUCGUUGGCAUAGCCCUCUUUAGUUGUUAAUGCCCUAUCCCCACUGUUACGCUCUAGCAACUGCCUUCUUGAAACAUCAUCUCUGACUCCCUCAUUACUGCUGUCAGAAUUUCCAGGAUUUGGAUCGAGUGAUGCUAAAAUAUUAUUUAACUUCAGGGUGAACUGCUACAUGGAGGGGGAACAGCUGGUUACUGUUUCAAUCCCCUUGCUUUACUUGGUUGUAGGGACUCUGGAUGUUGGGAGUGCUAUUGGCGUAUCCUGAGCAAGUAACUUGAGAGCUUUUAUAGAGGGUACAUAAUGAAAAUGUUGGGGGGGGGGGGAACGUAGUUGGUUACUGUUUCAAUCACUUUGUUCUAUUUGAUUGUAGGGAUUGUGGGCUUUGGGAGGUGCUAUUGGUGUAAACUAAGUAACUAGUGCUUUUCUUGAUGGUACAUAAUGCAAAUAUAUGGUGGAUUAGGUGGCAAUUAAAGGGUCCACUAUGAACUGGAUGGUAUUGUGCUUCUUAAGUGCUGUUAGCUUUGCACCUAUCCAUGUGAAUGGGGAAAUAUUCCAUCACGCUCCUGACUUGUGCCUUGUAGAUGGUGGAAGGGCUUUGGAGUGUCGAGAGGUGAGUCUUCUGCCUCUGUUCACUAAGCCUUUGGACGGUCAUUAUUUACAUGGUUGGUCCAAGUUAAGCUUUGUUCUGUGGUAAUCCCCCAGGUUAGUGAUGGGGUUAAUAAUGAUCCCAUUAACUGUCAAGGGGAGUGGUUAGAUGGAGAUGGGAAUCCUGGUACAAAUGUUAUUUGCCAAGUAUCAGACUGUUCCUGAACAGGUCUCAGUACGUUUAUAUUUGACCUGUUCCAUAGCAGUGCACAUCAUCAGAGAUCCCUGUUUUUCAUCACUGAUGCAUCUGAUGAAGUUGGUUGGAUCAAGGCAUAUCCCCAAGGAACAGCUGCACUCAGGUCCUGGGGCUAGGAUGUUUGAUCUAUCAUCUUCCUUUGCAUGAUGUGUGACUCCAGUCACUGGAGUGUUCUCAGCUUCAUGCUCAUUCACUUUAGUUUUACCAGGGUGCCUUGGUGCCUCGCACAUUCAUGUGCUGCCUCUUGUCCACGGGCAGACCAAAGUAGUGAUACGGGGUUUGGAGCCAAAUCACCAGUUUGGAGCUGGUGGAACCCAAACUGGGCAAUGGUGAGCAGGUCUUUGGUAACUACUUAAUAGUCUGUGGAUGAUACCCGGUAUCAUCCUGCCAAUGACUGAAAGUAAAUUAAUGGCACAGGGAUUUUCCAGGUUGUGUUUGUCCUGCUUUUAUGUAGACUGGCCUUACAGGACAAGGUUUCACUUUGUGAAAUUACAUGUUUGUGGCGGAACAGAUUGGCUGGAGGUGUGUCUAAUUUUGGGGCGCUGCAGCCAAAAUGUUGGCUGGUGCCAUACAUACCCUUGGUGUCCAGCAGUAUCAGUCAGUUAUUGUUGUUAGUUGGGCCAAAGACUAGCUUGUGAUGGACGGAAGCGUAUGUGUACGUAAACACAGACAUACAUUCAAACACACAUCCAUGCACUUAUGCGGAUAUACAGACAUAAUUCACACACACCCCCAUGUCCACACCUCUCAGAUGGCCCAGUCUAUAUCACUGGGACAUUACUACACAUCUGCCCAGUUAAAAUAAGCCAAGUUUUCACCCAAUGUAGGUGAAGCUGGUCCAUUUGCCAGCAUUUGUUUGACAAACCAUUGCUGCUCUCUCUGUAGCCCAGACUCUGGAGGUAAGGAGACUGUUUUGUACAUCGGGUCGAUAACCAUGUAAAGUGAAACCAUCCCUCUGUAGUAGAUGAGGAUAUGGGUAUGGGCAAGGGAGUGUUGGUGGGGGAGGAUGAAACACUUUCAAAUCUACCACCUUUUUUUUUAGAGAAUUUGUAAUAUUACUGCAAGUUUAGCAGAGAAUUAGAAUUCUAUAUUUUGUAAAGGUAACAGCGAGUGCUGCGUACACCAGUGUAUAUUAUUCUGAUGUAUUAAUGCCAUUACAAGCACCAACUACAGCACCCUCUCUGUGUAAUACACUGUCUCUUCCAGCAACGCACUCAUCUUGAUUUGCAAUAAGGCUUUGUUGCAUGCUGAAUCCAACGAUGGUCCCCACCCUCUCCUGUGCCACCUGCGUUACCACUCCAAGCCCCCUUCCCCUGGCUUCGCACAAUCCCUCCCUUCCUCCCAUAUUCUUCCCUGCAUUCUUAAAACAAUUAUCUGGUUCCAUGGGCCGAUGAACUGCAGCAUUACAAGCACUGUAUGAGCAGUCUGCGAGCAGGGAUCAGCUACAUUUGGCCAACAGAGAGGGUCAGUUAUGGGUCUGUGACAGCUGGAAUGUAAUCAGAAAGAUAAACUUCAGUGAAUUAUAAAGAGGGAAAUGCACUUUUUUAAUCCACAUCUUGCAGACAUUAUGGUAAUUUCCCAUGGAAAUUGAAAUGUGUUCAAUAAUUUAUUAUAAACUGUAUUAAACAAAAAUAUUGCUUCACUGCAA